GUCUAGUCCUCUCCAAGCGACUUGCGUUUGUUUAGAUUAACGGGUACCUUCUUUAGCGCUGAACUCUCAAGCGCAGCUAAAGCUCGGAAGUUCUGCUAGAUUUCCAAUCUGGGAUCACUUUGCUGCAACUCUAGAGCACCCUGCAUAUCUACCUUGUUGGUUGCACUUCUACCGACCCCUAGAUGGCCCUUCUCUGACCACCGGUUCAGCCUCUCCCGCCAGGGAGGGGCUGCUUUUUUCUUCACCUGAAAGGUUCAGCCAGCCCAGCGGUUUCGAUGUGAGGGAGGUACAAGAGCCUAAACCAGGGUUGCACGGUGAAACCUGACUCCCUUGUACAUUCCAGACUGCCAUUCUAUGGCCUCAGACCCAGGGCCAAGGUCUGUUGACAUAACAGGACAGAGGGCCACAGAUGAACAAACACCUUGAAUCAGAGGAGUCUGGGAAUCAGAAACCGGAGCAGCAGGUCACCAGGAGUUGGGGCCACAGGCCUAGGAGAGCCCUGGACAGGGCUGAGGCCAUGGCCCCCUCACCAGCACCACUGGCUGCCAGCACCCCACUCUUGCAUGGCGAGUUUGGCUCCUACCCGGCUCGAGGCUCACGAUUUGCCCUCACCCUCACAUCACAGGCCCUGCACAUACAGCGGCUGCUCCCAAAGCCUGAAGCCCGACCCCGGGAUGGCCUUGUCCCCCUGUCUGUGAUCUCAGGCUGCUGCACUCUGCGAAGCCACAGUCCCUCAGACUCAGCGGCCUACUUGUGCAUCUAUACCUACCUGCGGGGCCGGCGCGGGGGCCGCCGCCGAGCUGCCCGAACCUUUCAGGCCGAUGGGGCUGCAACCUAUGAGGAGAACCGUGCAGAGGCCCAGCGCUGGGUCACUGCCCUAAUGAGUCUGCUCCGAGGAUUGCCACUGCCUGGGGAAGAGGAGAUCACCCCUGAGCUCCUGCCACGGCCACCCCGGUUGCUACUCUUGGUCAAUCCCUUUGGGGGACGGGGCCAGGCCUGGCAGUGGUGUGAGAGCCACGUGUUGCCCAUGAUUUCCGAAGCUGGGCUGUCCUUCAACCUCAUUCAGACAGAACGACCUAACCAUGCCCGGGAGCUGGUCCAGGGACUGAGCUUGAGUGAGUGGGACAGUAUCGUCACCCUCUCAGGAGACGGGCUGUUCUAUGAGGUGCUGAAUGGGCUCUUAGAUCGCCCAGACUGGGAGCAGGCAGUGAAGAUGCCCUUGGGGAUCCUCCCCUGCGGCUCGGGCAACGCGCUGGCUGGAGCUGUAAACAGGCAUGGAGGGUUUCCACCUGCCCUGGGCCUGGACCUGCUGCUCAACUGCUCCCUGCUGCUUUGCAGGGGUGGCAGCCACCCACUGGACCUGCUCUCUGUGACACUGGCCUCAGGCGCCCGCUGUUUCUCCUUCCUCUCUGUGGCCUGGGGCUUUGUGUCGGAUGUGGACAUCCAGAGCGAGCGCUUCCGAGCCCUAGGCAAAGCCCGAUUCACACUGGGUACAGUGCUGGGCCUCGCCGCAUUGCGCAGCUACCACGGACGUCUCUCCUACCUCCCCACCACUGUGGAGUCAGCCUCACCUGGCCCUGCCCAAGGCCUGCCCCGGGCAAAGUCAGAGCUGACCUUGGCCCCGGCCCCACCUCCGACUGUGGCACACUCCCCCUUACACCGCUCAGUGUCUGACCUUCCCCUGCCUCUUCCCCUGCCCCAGACUGCCCUGGCCUCUCCCAGCUCACCUGAGCCCAUGCCUGUGCAGUCCCUCAAUGGUGGGGUCCCAGAGCUGGCGGGGGACUGGGGUGGCCCUGGGGAAGCUCCACUGUCCCCAGACCCACCCCUGUCCCAGCCCUGUGGCUCUCCCAAGGCAACUACGCUGUCUCCUAUCACAGAAGGGCGCCCAGAAACGCCAACAGCCUGUGGGCUCCCGCCCCACACCCCUGCUGCACCAGCAGCUUCUACUGAGGGCCCAAAGGACCAUCUGCUGCCACCGUUGGGUAGCCCACUGCCCCCAGGUUGGGUGACACUGGAGGGAGACUUUGUGCUGGUGUUGGCCAUCUCCCCGAGCCACCUGAGCGCUGAUAUGCUGGCGGUCCCCCAUGCGCGCUUUGACGACGGUGCGGUGCACCUGCUGUGGGUGCGGGGUGGAGUUUCGCGGGCUAUGCUUCUGCGCUUAUUCCUGGCCAUGGAGCACGGGAGCCAUUUCAACCUGGGCUGCCCACAGGUCGGCUAUGCCCCGGCCCGUGCCUUCCGUCUGGAGCCGCUCACGUCCCGUGGCUUGCUCACGGUGGAUGGAGAGCUGGUGGAGUACGGGCCACUGCAGGCGCAGAUACACCCGGGUCUCGGUACUUUGCUCACAGGGCCUCCAGGCUGCACCGGGCAGGGACCCUGAAUCCACUGGGAAUGCGCCAGUGACAGGACCCAGGCUACAGCGUGGCCUGAUUGCUAGAGUUGGGGCGGCGCCCCCUAAGUGCAAGGGUCCGGGACCUGCCAUCAGGGAACCGGAAGUGAUGCUGGAGGGUGGUCCGAUCUCAUCCCCUGGGUAGUGCCUGACUGGUGAGGGCUCAGUUUGCGCUGAGGGGGACGCUAAAUUGGUCCUCACUUUGCCUCCAGGUCGCCGCGGGUCUGGGCGGCUGAGGGUAGAGACUGCCUCACACAUUGUCCAAUGAUGGGACCUGGAAUGUACGAGCUGGGGGAGGCCGUAGUUAAUUGGCCAUGCAGGACUGGGUCUCGCCCUAUCCACUCUGGUGCCUCCACUUAACUGGCCAAUCAGCCUAAGGGGCGGGUCCCCGAGUCUGACUGAUUUGCACUAAUACCGCCCCCUACGGGUGGGGACGGGGAAAUUCACUUCUGUGUCCUGUUACCCUCUGUCCCCAAUUUAAAAAGCAAUUGAAAAGGUCUAUGCAAUAAAGGUAGUCGCUUCAUUUCUA
This is a messenger RNA of Cavia porcellus (domestic guinea pig), 2915 nucleotides long. It is a transcript of the gene Sphk2, whose product is annotated as sphingosine kinase 2. Gene Ontology annotation, biological process: sphingosine biosynthetic process; sphinganine-1-phosphate biosynthetic process; phosphorylation. The transcript is spliced from 7 exons. Lineage: Eukaryota; Metazoa; Chordata; Mammalia; Rodentia; Caviidae. The record is from RefSeq and is a predicted model, not a curated record. Gene Ontology annotation, cellular component: membrane; intracellular membrane-bounded organelle; cytoplasm. The coding region runs from base 410 to 2377 and encodes 655 amino acids.